AAGUUUUUAAAAAACGGUCGCCCUAAUCAAGCAAUUUGACAUGAAUGCCCCUGACAAUUCCCAAUCCCUCGCCCUAGCAUUCACGCCGUCGCGCAAGGGGAAUCCCCUGCGGCAAAAUUGCUCCCUUCCUUUCUCAACGCUUCGGCCUUCCCUCUCCUUCCUCGCCGGCGACGGGGUGAGCAACAACAGCCAUCCUCCAUGGCCUUCUCUCUCCUUCCUGAACAGCGACGGCGCCUCCAUCCUCAACGGCGACGGGGCGGAGCAGUUGGGAGAAUCGAGGGAAAGGAAGGGAGCGAUUUCCAUUUGGAACAACGACGAUGGUGAUGAGGAUGAUGAUGACAACGACGGGGAAAGAGCGGAUCAGAUCCGCACGCUCGCCGACCGACGGGGAGCAAUUUUGCCGCCGCCGACGGGAUUUACUUGGGAGAAUCGAGGGAAAGGAAGGGAGCAAUUUUGCCGCAGGGGAUUUCCGUUUGGAACAACGACGAUGGUGAUGAGGAUGAUGAUGACGACGACGGGAAAAGGGCGGAUCAGAUCCGCACGUUCGCCGACCGACGGGGAGCAAUUUUGCCGACCGACGGGAUUUAGGGCGAUGUCUCGGCGGUGGCUGCCGUUGUUCUAUUUCUGCUUGGGGGCGACAUAUUUUGGGAAUUGGGGUUUUUGGGAAUUGGGGGCGGAUAGGGAUAGAAUUGUCCGUUUAGUUAUUUAGGGCGUUAAAUUUUGAAAACUUAGGUCUGUGAAUAGGAACCCAGAAAUAUAAUGGGUGCGCCUAGUGCAUGUCAUUGUAACUUGCACUUUUCGGUCGACCUCAGUUAGAAUUAGGUCAACCUAAUAUGUUUUUACAUGCUUACUUUGGAGCAAGGUUGUCAAACCGGUUUAUACCGUUGUGCUGGUUUGGCAAGUGGAAUGGUACGACCGGUGGUAUAACCAGUUUGUGCCGGUUCAUGCCGGUUAAAAAAAAUGUGAAAAUAAUUAAUAUCUAAUGUAUUUAAUCAUAUAUAAAACAUAUUUGUGGACAAUUUAGUUACAAUCCAACAAAUAUCAUCAACUUUUAGCUAUUACAUUCAUAAAAUGAAUUCAUUAAAUUCAU
Messenger RNA from Linum trigynum, 1090 nucleotides. Lineage: Eukaryota; Viridiplantae; Streptophyta; Magnoliopsida; Malpighiales; Linaceae. The record is from the annotation of a GenBank genome assembly.